AUGUCAGUCCGAAAGUCCUUAACUGCUCCGCUUCUGCGGCUCAUGGUCGGGGAUGUUCUCGCCGUAGUCGUGGUCGCUGAUGGGCCGCUGGUCGUCUUACACAACUUCGAGACAGAGGAGCUCACCAUGCUGAAGCAGCGGGGCAAAUCUGUGGUUGGUGUGCCUUUUGUGGAGCGGUUGCUGAGGGAACGGAGCUUGCUGGACAAGGUCUGGGCGCUGCCGCUGUACGACUUGAUCUACCGGUCUGAGAAGGGCCUCUGCUUUUCGGCCAUGACUCCUCAACAUCGCUGCCGCUGCCAGGACAUCGCCACCUGGGUUGGCGCGCGGGUGACUGAAGAGGUGACCCCAGCGACGGAGCUCCUGGUGGCGCAGAAGGUCAGCCUGCGGCCGGACUCCAAGUACCAGAUGGCUCUGAACCUCAGGCUGCCCAUCGUCAGGCCCAGCUACCUCGAAGCCCUGUGGAGCCAGCAGCGGCUGGUGGACAAAGAGACCCACUUUUUGCCACCGUUGGCUGGGCUGGCCAUCAACCUUGGUCCGGUCCAGGACCAGGUCUCACCGGAGCUCCGACGGCGUGCCGAAGCUGCUGGGGCUACGAUCACGACUUUGGACAAGGCGGAAAUCAUCAUCGUGACAGAUGCCUCGAAGCCGAUCUACAAGGAGGGGAGAAACUUGGGGAUGCUCCUGGCGCCUCCGCGCUGGCUCGAGCGCUGCCUUCAGAUCGGCUGCUGCCUGGAGAUUGCCGGAGAGCUGGAGGUCCCCCAGGCAGGCGUCCCUAUGGGCGGGAGCCUGCUCAGCGUGGAGGCAGAGAUUUCCCCUAUCUUGGCAGACUGUGUCCUGUGCCUUGUGUAUCUGCCUCCAGGUCGGGCCCGCGACCAGGCUUUGCACAUGGCAUAUCGCUGUGGGGCCAUGACCACCUUGGAGCCCAACGACUCGCAGGUGACGCACGUCCUUUUCAACGUCGUUCCUGGUGUUUUGGUCAAUGUGUCUGUUCGCGUAGACGAGGAGGAUGACCGCGUGCAGCUCGUGGAUGUCCGCUGGCUUGAAGCUUGCGUGGAUACCGGGAAGAGAGCUUCGGAGCAAGGUUUCCCCAGGCCUCGUGUGACCUACAAUCCGAGCUGCGACGCCGCCUACUCUGCGGCCCUUCAGCCGGACUCGAGCACUCCAAGCGCCGGCGAGGCGCGACGUGUCGAGGGCGGCGCUGCCCUCGAGGAUGUCAGUGCCAAGAGCACCCAGCUGGUUGAGGCUCCAGCUCAGCCUGGGCCGCUGGAUGGCCCGCCGCUGUCCGGCCUCACCAUCCGCAUCACGGGGCUGGAUGGCUCCUGGCAGGGCUCCAGGGAAAGGCAGCGUCUGCAGGAGAUGGUACAGACCCUUGGAGCCAAAGUGGCGGAUCAAACGAGCCGCCUUGCGGACAUCACGCACAUCGCCUGUGUGGUCCCGGAGCGCUUGGAAGCUGGCCUGGCUGAGAAAGCCAAGAAGCGGCAGAUACACUUGGUGACAGCACAGUGGCUGCUAGACUGCAAUCGGCGUGGCAGCCGUCAACCAGAAGCCAGGUACAACGUCAGGGAUGCGGCGCCUGCGGCCUCCCCAAGUCUAUCGCUGGAGGACGAGGCCUUGGCCAAAGCUAGCUCCUGCGUGGGGGCCACUGUCCUUGCCAAGUGCGACAUCCUGGUGUCGCCUUGGGCCUUAGGCCUGCAGCCGAAGCUCAUGCAGAUGGCCAAGGAGCUGGGGGCCACGUCCGUGCGGGCCUUCCGGAACGUUGAGGACCUGCGGGCCUUGCUGCAGGCCAAGGCCGAAGGCCAGGCGUGGGUCGUGGUCGUGGAGAAGGAGGAGGCCAGGCAAGGGUCCCUGGAGGGCUGUGCGGAGACGUGGACGCCCGAACUUCGCAGCAUCUUCGUGCAGCCAAGCUGGCUCUCUGAGACCUACUCACAGCGCCGCCGGCUGGCCCUCAGCUCCUUCGCGGCCUUCUCGGGAGAAGAAGAUUCCGGGUCCUUGCCGCGAGUCGCUCCAGAGGCAGCCUACGCUUUCCAGCCAGCUGAGAUGAAGCGGAUGGAGGAGGAGGCGGCGCAGGCCCACGCCCGCGAGGUGCAGUCCAAGGCUCAGCAGCGGGUGUCACAGGGGCUCCGCCUCGCAGACUUGGGCUGCUGA
This is a messenger RNA of Symbiodinium natans, 2145 nucleotides long. NCBI's taxonomy places the organism in Eukaryota, Dinophyceae, Suessiales, Symbiodiniaceae. The record is from the annotation of a GenBank genome assembly.